Molecule: messenger RNA, 2875 nt
Organism: Gloeophyllum trabeum ATCC 11539
Lineage: Eukaryota; Fungi; Basidiomycota; Agaricomycetes; Gloeophyllales; Gloeophyllaceae
Product: DNA mismatch repair protein MutL
Exons: 15
Coding region: 1-2088 (695 amino acids)
Biological process (GO): mismatch repair
Cellular component (GO): MutLalpha complex
Molecular function (GO): ATP-dependent DNA damage sensor activity; ATP hydrolysis activity; mismatched DNA binding
Source: RefSeq, a predicted model, not a curated record
AUGGACCAAACGCGUUCGCAGUCUCCGGAGCCUCCAGGCCCCAAACCGAUUCGGCGGCUGCACGAAUCUCUCAUAAACCGCAUAGCGGCGGGCGAAAUCAUCCACAGACCCGCAUCUGCUCUGAAAGAACUGAUAGAAAACAGUCUUGAUGCAGGCUCGACUUCCAUACGCGUCACCGUCAAGGAUGGCGGUAUGAAAUUGCUUCAAAUACAAGACAAUGGGUCAGGCAUCCGUAAAACCGACCUCCCGCUUCUCGCGGAAAGAUUCGCCACAUCCAAGAUAUCCACUUUCUCAGACUUAUCUCAGUUGACAACCUACGGGUUCCGUGGAGAAGCUUUGGCCUCCAUUUCGCAUGUCGCUCACCUGUCUGUCAUAACAAAGACAGAGUCGGACACCUGUGCAUGGAAAGCAUGCUAUGAGGACGGCUCGCUCGUCCCAGUUAAGGCCGGGCUCACUCCAGACCCUAAGCCAUGCGCAGGGAACGAAGGCACCACAAUCAUCGUAGAAGAUUUAUUCUACAACACGCCUACCCGCCUCUCUGCGCUGCGUAGUUCCUCGGAAGAAUACGCCCGCAUCCUCGAUGUCAUCACGAAGUAUGCUGUCCAUAACUCCACGGUAUCGUUCACAUGUAAGAAGGGCGGCUCGCCGUCGGCGGACCUAUCCACACCCUCUGGCUCGACAACCCAGCAAGCCAUCCGACUCCUGUACGGCCACUCCGUCGCUAAAGAGCUGAUACACGUCAGCGAGCAAGACGAUCCAGAAGCCUGGUCGGCCGAAGCAUACGUGACCAGCGCGAGCUAUCAGGCGAAGAAGAUUGUUCUUCUUUUGUUUAUCAACAACCGCCUUGUCGAUUCUUCCCGGAUCAAGCGCUCCCUGGAAGCAGUCUAUAGCAGCAUACUCCCCAAGGGCGCGUCGCCGUACAUAUACCUCAGUCUACACAUCGACCCGCGAUCCGUAGACGUCAACGUGCACCCCACCAAACGCGAAGUGCACUUCUUGAACGAAGACAUGAUCAUCGAGGAUAUUUGCGAUGCCAUUCAGGAGGCACUCGCCGGUCGAAGCCACUCUCGAGUGUUCGAGUACCAGGUGAGAUGCUCCCCGGAAACAUUCCAGACCCUGAAGCGGAAGCGGACCAAGAUCCGGCACCGUCCACUGGUAUGUGAGCCCGCGCUGAAGAAGAAAGUAUACUCGCACCACAAAGUCCGCACGUCUACUCAGGAUCGGACAUUGGACUCCAUGUUCCCGGUGGUCAAUCCGUCGCAGAUCAUAACUCCUCCGUCCGGAGGUGAGGGCGACGCCAGCCCGCAGGCCAUCAAGCUUCGAGAAAUCAAGCAGUCGGAAUGCUACCUCACGUCGGUGCAGCACCUCCGCCGAGAAGUCGAAAAAGCCAGACAUAAACACCUGACAGAGAUCCUCGACAAGCACAUAUUUGUUGGCAUAGUAGAUGUGAAGCGUUGCCUCUCUUUGAUACAACACUCUACGAGACUAUACCUUCUGAAUCAUGACGCCUUCGCGUAUGAGCUGUUUUACCAGCUCGGAUUACGACAAUUCGGGAAUAUGAGUAGAUUCAAAUUGAACCCGCCACCUGCCUUGAAGACGAUGAUCAAACUGGCGGUCGAUGCAGAAGAGGGCACCACGAAGAGUAGGUACUCGAAGGAGCAAAUCGUGGAGAUUAUCACUAGCACACUGAUCGCGAGAAGAGAGAUGUUGCAGGAGUACUUCUCUCUGGGUAUAAGUGAAAAUGGCGCGGUUGAAUAUCUGCCCCUCUUGCUCCGAGGCUAUACUCCCAAUCUGGACAAACUGCCGUCCUUCCUGAUGCGCCUCGGUCCUCAGGUAGAUUGGACUUCCGAAAAAGAAUGUUUCGAGACAUUCCUAAGGGAACUGGCGCUUUUCUAUGUGCCGGGACCCUUAGUCCAGGACUCAUCCGAUGGUGUUCCGGACGAAGAGAAAGCUGAACGAUGGCAGGUCGAGCAUGUGCUAUUUCCGUCGUUACGGCGAUAUUUGUGUCCUCCCAAGACUUUGUUGGACCAGGAUAUCGUGCAAGUCGCAAACCUUCCUGAUCUGUACCGAGUCUUCGAGCGAUGCUAAAUGAGAAAUGGUAUGCCCCGGCUGGCGUAUUAUGCAUUAAUGUACUAUACAUCUAUGCAACUGCUGCAAGAGCGGUGCUAAUGAUACAUAUACUGAUACAAACUGCAAUUAACUUAGAAAUCCGCAAGGACAACAGUUUAACAACACAUGAAGACAGCAAUGCUAUUGAUAGAAUCCGUUGAGAGAAUUGCUAUGUGAGAGUGAAAGAUGAUCAAGGGAAUCAAAUACGAAAGCAUCCGAUUCGGAGUCACUGCCAGAGUCCUCAUCUGAAUCUUCGAACCCAGAUAAAUCAUUGAUCUCGAAGACAUCUGCGAAUGGUGUCUGUGGGGCGUCCGUCGCGCUGUCCGUCGACUUGGCCAGGAUCGCAGCCACUCGGGCUUCCACCUGCCGGGUGGGCAAUGGCACAUGGACUUGGCCCCGCUCCUCAGAGUCUCCCUCUUGGAAGAACAUACUGAGCUCGUGGAGAUUUUGCACGAGGUCACCCAAGUUAUCGUCCGGACGAUCUAUGGUGGCCUCGAUUUCGUCGGGAUGGAAAUCGAUUCGCGACGGCCGGGUCGGUACCUUACACGUAUCGAAGACAGCAAUGACGUUGGCACGACAUAUUUCUUGUGCAAGGCUAGGUCGAGCCACACACCAACCGGAUUCCUCUGGAAUACCGAAAAUAUCAGUAACUUCAACGUGCUGCGGCAUCGCCUUCAUAUUCAUGCUCAUACGAAGGACGUGCUUCGCCGAUGGACCUCCUGAAAUCGUCAUAGGUUCCUCAAGAACGCUGAGUGCUUCUGGCGCG